CAUAUAAUUACUAUCAUACUACCAAACUCCCUCACAUAAUAGGGCGGUUUAUAUGACAGUUAUAACAGUUAACUUGAAGCAAAACCCUCAUCUUCGCCCUUUCUCCCAUCCCAACAACACAUUCCAUUUCUUGGAACUUUUCCCACAUUACACGAUUAAUCUGCAAUCCAAACUUUCAAGAUCAACAGUUGAUAAUCUUGGAAUAUCUGCAAAUGGGAAGGCCAUUCUUGACGGAAUUCGAUCAGCCAAGCCCUGAAUACCUGAUGUGCAAGUCUUGCAAAACCCCUAUUGCCUUACCAGAAGAAUUCCACUGCUUUUACCCAGGCCAGGCAGAGGGAGUUGAGGGCAUUGUCUUCCAAGACCGUAAGAUCAUCAACGUGCAAGUCGACAAAGCUGUUCAUCAUUGGCAGGUCGGUCCUCACACAGUUGCGGAUACCAACUGCGUAGGAUGUGGUGAUAAUUUGGGCUGGAAAUAUAUUGAAAUUGGCGGUGAGACUCUGGUUCUCGAAAAAGGAAUGGUGCACUUAAGGAGGGAAAAGGUGCAGAGGCGACAUGGCGAUCAGAUUAUAAAUGGAGAUGCAAGAGAAGUUGUACAAAUUCACACAUAAUUCAGGCUGCACAAAAAUUCUUGAUACACUUUUUACUUCAAUGAUAAACACUCAUUUCGCGGUUGUGUCGUUUCAUGACAAUACAAGUGCUGUAGGCAUAUAGAUCCUUCCUUCAUUAGAUCAGACUUCAUUAGUUGCUCAAUCACAUGCAAUUCUCUUGUUGUGCAAAUUCUGUCAGGCCUAUCUUGCUUUUCUGAUCGUGGCUAUGUAUCGUGUUUCACCCUGCUUUUUUUCUUUUUCAGGAUUUAAGAAUUUGAAACUGGAUUUA
Molecule: messenger RNA, 876 nt
Organism: Sesamum indicum (sesame)
Lineage: Eukaryota; Viridiplantae; Streptophyta; Magnoliopsida; Lamiales; Pedaliaceae
Source: RefSeq, a predicted model, not a curated record